This is a messenger RNA of Camelina sativa (false flax), 702 nucleotides long. RefSeq lists its product as uncharacterized. Gene Ontology annotation, biological process: translational initiation. Gene Ontology annotation, molecular function: translation initiation factor activity. Gene Ontology annotation, cellular component: eukaryotic translation initiation factor 3 complex; cytoplasm. Lineage: Eukaryota; Viridiplantae; Streptophyta; Magnoliopsida; Brassicales; Brassicaceae. The record is from RefSeq and is a predicted model, not a curated record.
AUGGCGUGUACAAUCGAAAUCGAAUUGACUCGAGACAGAUGGUAUGUUUUUGGUCUCUUGCGUGUUCACUGCCUCCUCGGUGACUACCACACUGCUCUCAAAUGGUUGCAGCCCAUUGACAUCUCCCAGCAAGGUGUUUACACCAGUGUCAUUGGAUGCCAUAUCGCUACUAUUUAUCACUAUGGCUUUGCCAACCUCAUGGUGCGAAGGUAUGUUGAUGUUGUUCGUGAAUUCAACAAGAUUCUCCUCUACAUUUUCAAGACAAAGCAGUACCAUCAAAAGUCACUGCAGUACGAUCAAAUACUCAAGAAGAAUGAGCAGAUGUAUGCAUUACUUGCUGUUUGCCUCUCCCUCUACCCUCAAACUAAACUCGUUGACGACUUUGUCAACUCUCAGCUCCGCGAGAAGUAUGGUGAAAAGAUGAUGAGGAUGCAGAGGUAUGACGAUGAGGCAUUCGGUAUCUAUGAUGAGCUCUUCUCUUAUGCAUGCCCCAAGUUCAUCACCCCUUCGGCACCAAGUUUCGACGAGCCUCUUGUCAACUACAAUCAGGACGCAUACAAGCUUCAGUUGAAGAUGUUCCUUUAUGAGGUAAUGCAGCAGCAGCUAUUGUCGGAAGUGCGGACAUUCCUCAAAGUCUACUCCUCCAUUUCUCUUGCUAAGCUCGCAAAAUACAUGGAAGUUGAUAAGUCCACGCUAAGGUGA